CACACACAACAGGGACGUGGAGGCGAGUGUGUUGUCUAACAGCGCUGCGUUCAUGCAUGUGUGUCAUAAACGCUGUCAUAAUCUCUCUCUCUCUCUCUCUCUCUCUCUUUCUUCGAAUGGAUCAAAACAUCUUUUACUAUAUCUAACACGGUAUACAAUUUGAAAUUCGAGUGUGCAUAACAAUAACAACACAAAUAUUAACUGCCUCACUACGUAUUCUGACCUCCAUAUACGUUGUGCUAGUGUUGUCACAGGCAAAUGUGUGGUGUUUCAGCAAUGAUGGGUCGUGGGGACAAGUGGUGGGGGGCAGCGGUCACAGUCGCCGUGUGUUGUGCGCUGUUUGGCAUGUGUGACGGAGACUAUGAACCCAAAAGUAUUUUGUGUGACGACGUGGAUGCUAUUUGCGCCAAAAAUGACUUUGAUGUUACUAACGUCACAGAAUGUGGAAGCAACGAACGGAAGUUCCUGAAUCCCGCGAUUUGUAAUUGUGGUCUCAAGUGCAUCGAGAAUCUCAAGGAAGGAGAUUCCUGCCUGACGUCAUCUCUUGUGGACUACCCGACCAAAAUGUGCGGGCCGGGACUGGAGUGCAAGGAGGAUCCCUCCAACCCAAGGUCUUCAAGAUGCAUUAGGAAUACAGACAAGAAGUGCAUCAAUGAGUUAAUGAAGUACGAGGAGGAGCAGGAAGUUGGCACCCUGGGACCAGGCCGCAACAAACCCAACUGUGACGAGUACGGCUCCUAUGCCCCGACCCAGUGCAGCCCCAGCAGCACAUGUUACUGUGUCACGCCUGAGGGGGAGCGGGUGUUUGGAGAGACAUUAUUCUCCCAGGAGAAAGUUAUCAACUGCAAAUGUUCCCUUUACUGGGAAGACACUGAGAAGAAAGGACUCAACCUUGGAAUGAGGUGUCUGCCAAAUGGAAACUUUGACUCCCUGCAGUGCAUUGGCACCUACUGCUUCUGCUACAAUGACACCAAUGAUACUGUUACCUAUGGUCCUGUGCCUAAAUACAUGAUCAAAUUCAUGCCUUGUUAUGACAAGGAGAUUCACUUUGAGUCGUACAGCAAUCCAUGUCACAGCGCUCAGGAGGCGUGGAACAACCAGGGCAUUGAUGCUGAUAUCAUUGUGGCAGAGGUACCACAACCAGUGUGUUCUCGUGAUGGAUACUAUGCUGCAGUCCAGUACUUGGCUGGUAAAGCUUAUUGUGCUGACAGGAAUGGAAACCGCAUUGAAAAUUAUGAACUCCCCAUCCAUGAGGCCGAAAACAUGAAUUGCCACUGCCCAAGAAGAAGAAAAAUUAUGGAAGAAAAUGGUUAUGGGGCAAGCAAACCAAAGUGCUGCAGCGACGGUCAAUACUACCCAUGGCAGACUCGAGGCCCUCACUCCUACUGUGUGGAUGACAAUGGCAACCAAUAUGGAGAAACUGUUACCAUCACAAACAUACAAGAUCUUCCAUGUUAUACAAACACUCCUUGUUCAGCAAAGUAAUGGACCAAAGACAAUGACAGUAAUCUCAUAAACUGAUGCAUUUUGUUUUUCUGUUACUUUUCUUUAUCACAUAAUAAUCAUUUUUAGUUUGUGAUUUGUCCAGUAGUUUACAUCUGAUCCAUAACUAUUCCUCGAGCAAAUUAUUAGGUGAACAGCAAUAACUAAUGGAACAUUUAUCUAAAUAUGAUAACUACUGUAUUAAUGAGAGCUACACCUUUCAUUUCAAACAUCUGCUAUGAUAGUGGCCAUGUUACUAUAUGCCACACAAUAUUAUGUACUGUGCUCUGUGCUGAAAAAAAAUGUACUGAUUCUUAACUGGUGAACAUACUGCCUCCUUUUUGGUAUAUUUGUAGAAGUUUCUACCAGCUACCCAUUCAGCUACAUGACUCAGGUAAAUAGACAUGACAUAAGAUUCAUAAAGUUGACUACUGCAUUCUCAAAGAUGUGACAGGUGCAUGUAAUAGAAGAAAAAAUAAGUGCAUAUAAGUAUUCAAGAGAUCAUAUGUUUGAGAAAGCAAGAGUAGACUCUUGAAAAGGUGAUAAAUGUGUAGCAAAUACUAUUUAUUAUAAGGUUGGUUGUAAAUCUUAAAGAAAGCAUAUGGAUACAUAUAGGUGCAUGAGAAAGACAGAUUGUUAGAAAUACUGCAAAUAAAUGAAAAUGUUGUGACUUGAUAAGAGUAUAAUGGAUGUGAAGAAAAUGGUAAAAACACAGCUAGGGUCUGUUCUGUUAAGCCUUUACGUAGGGCAAGAAAUUGGAGCUACAGAGACUGGUGCAGUUUCUGAAAUGAUAGACAUAAAUUUAUAUAAUUCUAAAAUACUGACAUCCUAUUCUAAUAACAAGAACAUAAAAACACAAGAAAACUGCAAGAAGCCAGCAGACUUACAUGUGGCAGCUUCUAUAUGAAAUGUGCUCAGCUUUAUCCACUUAUCAUCAAUAUCCAUAAAUUAAUUUCUUAAAGAACCAUACAUAGUGAUUCAGCACUAAUAAUCUGACUACUGAGUCUAUUGCAGUCAUGUAUGUACCACUCUAUUUGAGACCCAAUUUCUUCCAAUCUCUUUUAAAUUCAAUGAUCAAGCUUCAAUUAAUUACUUCUAGUUUUAAUCUAAUUUUUAAUUCUGAAGAUUUUAAUUUUUACUAAAAUAUUAUGAAUACCAUUAAUAAACAUUUGUAAUGACAUCCUCUUGGUGUCUAAAUAAUUUGUAAACUGCUUCAUAGUCAUCACAAGUGAACCUCUUCACACCACUUACUGGUGAGCAACAAUCCCAGCCUCUCCUGACCAUAAAUGCAUCACAUAGUACAUGUAUUUCACAUUGCUUACAAUUUCUUAAGUAAACAUUCUUUACAAAAUACAUAUAUGUUCUUACAUUCCAAAAAUUGUAUAAUUAUAUAUUCAAAACAAAAAUAUAUUAUAAAAAAGUAAAGCAAAAUACAAUAGCUAAUGAAUUAAUUACCCCAAAACUGGCAACUCUGAAAGGUGGGAUUGCUUCAGGCAUAUGAUCACAGAUAUGUAUUAGUCACAAGCAACCUUCCUCUUCAGCUGGAUGAGUAACCUCAAUCCUCCAACACCUGGUCAUUAUGGCUCAUGCACCACAUCUGAACUGUCACUGGUAGCCUUUGCAAUGGUGACCACACAGCCACUAACAGCAGUGUGUGAGCCAGGGAACUAAGUCAUGAAUGUCUUCCUACUACAAAAAAGAAAAAGAUAAUAAUGCUGAAAGCAUCUUGUUAGGAAAAAUGUGAUAUAGUAGUAUGUGGAGUUCCCAGUGUGUUUCUUGAUUGUUUAGUGAGCAGAGCUUGGAAGGCUAUCAAACUAUACUAAAUUAAGAAAUUAAUGCAACAACUGUGUACUCGAGAGAAAUUUUGCUAAUAUGAGAUGAUGUACACAUGAUAGCAAAUCUUGGCAGGCUUAGUUAUGCACUGCAUUGACUUUCAAAUGCAUGUCCUGGAGUAAAGCUAAUUGUUCACUCUACUCCUAUCAAUACUAUAAAUAAAAAGGUUCUUGAUUAUAAUCAGCACCAUCAGGUAGAGCCUUUUACUGGUUUAAUGAAGUAUCAUGGUUGAUGCUCAAAUAUGCAUCUAUGAAGAUACACAAUGAUCACAAAGAUUUGACAGAUCUUUAUCACAAAUGGGCACCUCCACAACACUUCUGUAAGCCACAAAUUAAUUUCUCAAACUCAAUUCGCUUGCAGAUUUGCUUUUGUAACAAACUAAUCACAAAUCUGCAGUUUUACUUUUCCAAAGAUAUUUACAUACCUAUGGUGGAGCCACAACCAUGGGGAGCAGCAGCCAUACCUGAAUUCCCUAACAAACUCUAUGAAGCUAUGGCCAACUUUUUCCAAAGAAAUUUAUGGAUGAAGAUGACAUGAUACAUUGUAAGUGCUUGUAUAUGUCAACUGACCUUUUACAAUCUCCUUGCUUUCUUCUGCUCUUGGCUUGGGAUAAAAUUGAUAUUUAAUCCUCAGAGAAGAUCAGCAAGGAUCAGGUCCAGACCAUGAUCCUUGUCUUGUUCUGCACCUCCUGGGUAAGAUCUUUUCCUAAGCACAUAGUCACUCCCAUCUUUGCAGAGACUGUUUACAAAGUGGUCAGUGCAAGGAAGUCUACAAGAGCAAAUCUGACCUCAGAGCAGUUUAAAUGACUGAAUGGUCUUUUUGAUGGGGAAUAAAGAUCUACUCAAAAGUUGAUUCUGAUUGUGCUAUAUGACCAAGGAGCAAAGUCACAAGUCAGGGCAGUGCCAAGUGCAUUCACAGCAUUCAAUGACUUCCAAAUGUGUGAGUGCAAUGUGCUGAACUCUUAUGUGACAAAUGUAACUGUUAUUACAAUCCAACAAACAAGAGAGUCGAUGAAAGAAAUCUGCAAUUAAUUCAAUAAAAUUACUGAGGAAUGACAACAAGGACUUGAUACCUAUAAUAAGUAACAAAUAUGGCAAGUAAAAUUGUGAUGAAUAGAAAAAUAGAAUACAUUACUCACGGAUUUUAUUCCACACGAGCACUUUAAAUUGCAAAUUACAAGAGAUGUAGAUUAGCAUCUAUGAAAGGUGUGGAUCAAAGUUAAGUAAGGUAAUGAUGGCAAUGAAAAAAAGCCUUUAUCCAAGAAGUUGAGGAGAAAAGGCCUGACCCAUAUCUGUAUCUGUAUUUUAUAAAUGGUUUCAAGAGAUAAUCAAGAGGCACAAGGAAACUGACACAAUCAGAAUAUAUACUUUUUUUCAAGGAAUACCAUUAGGAAUGAAAAAAAAAUAAAUAAAUAAAAUAAAUAAAUAAAUUCAUUAAUUAAAAAAGAAAAAAAAUCAU
Portunus trituberculatus (swimming crab) is the source of this 4773-nucleotide messenger RNA. RefSeq lists its product as uncharacterized. NCBI's taxonomy places the organism in Eukaryota, Metazoa, Arthropoda, Malacostraca, Decapoda, Portunidae. The record is from RefSeq and is a predicted model, not a curated record. Gene Ontology annotation, biological process: cell-matrix adhesion. Bases 259 to 1485 code for a protein of 408 amino acids. The transcript has 9 exons. Gene Ontology annotation, cellular component: basement membrane.